This is a messenger RNA of Phasianus colchicus (ring-necked pheasant), 3734 nucleotides long. Lineage: Eukaryota; Metazoa; Chordata; Aves; Galliformes; Phasianidae. The record is from RefSeq and is a predicted model, not a curated record.
UUUUUUAUUUAUGCUCUAUCACUAUUCUUUGUUCUCUCUCGUGUUUCUUAUGUUCAUACGUUGGUGAAGGGGACCUCUUCAUUUUCACUUUGCUCAGCUUUUCAUUAAACCUUUGUAACAGGCUUAUUAAUAUCUAGGAAACACAUUAUUUUACGUGGUUGGUUGGAAAUAAGAUUCCCCAUACACCAUUGUGUCAUCAUUGGUCAAAAUGAACUUUGCUUAACGGUGCUAAGUUCAUCUGAUAACAACAAAUCUUGUUGCUUGGUCUAAUCCUAUUCUGAUUGCUGAAUAAAUAUUUGAAAUGGUGAAUGGAUUCUAAAUCUCUAGCUAUCUAUAUUUCUGUGCUGUUUCAAUGCUAAUAACAGAUCUCCUUUCUAAUAUAUUCAGGUUCUCCCUUUUUUUCUGGUGGUGGAUUUAGAACUGACUUAUGUGCAGCAAAGUUUUGCAGAUCUAUUUCUCACUGUGUCAAAAAAUUCCUAUUUACAGAUAGCGAAGAACAAGCAGUAUGACAUGCAUGUUGAAGUUACAACAUUAAAACAAGAGAAUGGCAAGACAUUUGGUAAUGAAGAGAGAAUGUUUGAGGGAUACAAAACAUCUGAAGGGUUUAGGAGAGAAGACUUUGCAAAGAUGAAUUCUUUCUUAGGAGAAGAGAUUUUGAGAACUGUUGAUACUGCUACUCAGUUGGAAUGUUUUCCAGAAGAAUAUGAUGAUAUUAAAUUUCAAGGUCUUCGACAUGAUGUAACUGCCAGACAGUUGAUUGAAGUUAAACUUCUAGAUAGGCUUACUGUUGAGCAUCUCCAUUCAGGGCAGAAAACUAUUGAGGAGGUUCAGAAAAGUCUUGAAAAAUUUUUAACUAAGCCUACAGCUAUAGCGGGAGUGUACCUUGAAUCCAGCAAAGAAAUACUGUCUUUUUCUUUAGCAACAAAGAGAAGAAUCAUAGGGAAGGCACUGGCAUUAGCAUUUUUAGAGGCCCAAGCAGCUACUGGUUUCAUCAUUGAUCCUACAACAGGUCAGAAAUUCUCUGUUGAUGAUUCAGUUGUUAGAGGGCUUGUAGAUAAUGAAUUCAAGAGUAGACUGCAUGAAGCAGAGAAAGCUGUUUUGGGAUAUUGCUGCUCUGGUAAAGUGGUAUCUGUGUACCAAGCUAUGGAAGCUCGAUUUCUAGAAAGACAAAAGGGUAAAAAUAUCCUUGAAGCUCAAAUUGCAACUGGGGGGGUUAUUGACCCCAUUAGAAGUGUUCGUGUACCUCCAGAAACUGCAGUGCAGCUUGGCUUGCUUAAUAAUACGAUUUUGAAAUUUUUGCAUGAACCUUCUAGUAAUGCAAAAUGUUUUCAUAAUCCAAACAACAGGAAAGCUAUGUACUACUGUGAUUUGCUAAAAAUGUGUUUGUUCAGUGUUAGCAGUAAUUGUUUACUGCUUCCAAUUGGUGAAAGGAGAAUAAGCAGCCCAUCAGCAGAGAAAAGUCAUAGAAUUUCUGUAGUAGACAUCAAAACAGGAGCUGAAAUGACUUCCUAUGAGGCUUAUAAAAAAAGAAGUGUUGAUAAAGCUACGUAUCUUGAGCUUUCAAAACAGGAAUUUGAUUGGAAGGAGUCUACGUGUUUUGAUUCAGAUGGGAGUUCUUUUAUUUUGCUUACAGACCAUAAAACUGGUGUGCAGUUUAAUGUUGAGGAUACCAUAAAUCAGGGUAGAAUUGACAGAGCAUUAGUCAAUAAAUACAAAGAAGGCUUAAUCACAGUUAGUGAGUUGGGAGAUAUUUUACUUAGCAGUUCACAACCAAAGAAAGAUCUAAACAGUCCUAUUGCAGGAUUUUGGCUUUCUGAAACCAAUGAAAGAAUUCCAGUUUUAAAAGCCUCACGCAGAAAUCUGGUAGAUAGAGUUACAGCCCUCAGAUGUCUUGAAGCUCAGGUUAGCACAGGAGGCAUAAUUGAUCCAUUUACUGGGAAAAAGUACAGUGUUUCAGAAGCUUUGCAAAGGGAAUUAAUUGAUGAUGGUUGUGCCAAGCAGAUUCAGCAAUGUGAACUAAUCUUUACUGGGAUCAUUCACCCUGUAAGGAAUACAGUUAUGUCAGCUGUUGAAGCUAUGAGUACGAAUGCCCUAGACAAGGAGAUGGGUAUGCGCUGCCUGGAGUAUCAGUACCUGACUGGUGGGUUGAUAGAUCCGAAAUCUCAUUCCAGAUUGACAAUGGAAGAUGGGAUUAAGUGUGGUGUUAUUGAUGCUGUCACAGCUACAAAGGUAAAAGAUGAAAAUUUGUAUGUUAAAGUUAUAACGUGCCCCAAAACAAAGAAGAAGCUAACCUACAAAGAAGCUUUAGAGAGUGCUGUUUUUGAUUGCCACACUGGGCUACGAUUGUUAGAAGCAGCUCAGCCCAUGAAAACAGGAAUUUCUAGUCUGUACUAUGCUUCAUAAUAGAGAUGAUAGUACUCAUUUGGGGCCUGAUUUAAAAUCGAUUCAAGUUAAGGAAAAGAUCUACAAUGACUUCUGUGGAAGUUAUAGAUUAUGUUGUCUAGUGUAGUUGCUUUAAAACUAAUUAAACAGCUAAUUAGUAUAUACUGGUAACCUGGAAUUAGAUGUUACUUGUUAUAAAGUAUAAAUCUUUAGGUAAAGUAAAGCAAAUUUAUAAUGUCAAAAAGCAGAGCGUGUUCAGGGGUUACCUGAAGGCUUUAUCAGACAUUACCUUCAUGUAGGCAUUAAAAACUGGAAGUUAUAAAUCAGUGAAGCUACUGUAUGUGUGAAAUGCAUACAUUUAGGUGAGAUGAGUGAGAUUCUUCCAUUAAAAAUUGAAGAGAUUGCCCAUUUUGUGAGUGAAAACAAUGCAGUAUUUCAUACAACCCAAUGACUUCAUUUAGUAUUACAAAUCAGUUUGCAAAUGUAAUUUAUUGUACAGGGGUGGCAAAACAGUAUCCAAGAGUUAAAUCUGCAAUUCACUAAGCACACACAAAUAUUUUUUCUCAUGCUGGUAUUUUAUUAAUUUAAAGGGCCACUCAUAUCAUAAAAUUUCAUAUCCUAUUUUUUUUUCCUACACUUCAGGUAAUUUAACAGUAUUUUGUCAUACUCUAAUAGACAAAUGAAUUACAAUUGCAUGUCCAGUUAAAAAAAAUCCAUUGAAAUAAAAUAUUUUCAUUUUCACUUGUGGCACAUGGAAGGGCUUAGGUGUGUUUUCUAAGUACUGCUAAACUUCAAACUACUCACAUGUUGUGUUACUAUGAAAAUAUAUGUAUUUUCCUAUGCAGAAAAAGACGAUUUUACUUUUAUUGUCCUUGUUUCUAUAGACACAGAAGCAGUGUAUUCUUCUGAGCUGUAAUUUAAUAAUCCAUGUCUAUAGAUUGCUGAUACUGAUAUCCUAUGCUGGCUGUAGAAAUCCACUCCUGAGGGUAAUGCAAAGGCAGCAAUUCAGAGAUGCUUUAUAUGCAAAUGUUGUUUAGAUUUCAUCUGCUGAGUAAUUGCUGGGAAACUGUGCUUUUUCUUUAUAUCAAUCAUUGUAUAAUGAAUGUACAUGUGCGUGAAUAAGCAUCUUAAUUAGAAAUCUUUUGAGCAAUUAUUCUGUUAAUGUUGAUAACAGUGUGGCAUUUUUGUUCUUACUUAAAAGUGUUGCAGUAAUGCAUGUGGUAAUAAUAAAAAAAAAAUCACUUUAAGUGUAUGUGGUAAUACUACCAUUUUGGUAGAACUGUGUUUCUAUUGAUGUGAAUGUUAAAUAUUCCAACAACUUACAUUUACAUGUGUUUUACAAUUUGCGGUGU